GGGUCCGCUCACAUUCACAAUACCGAAGUCAGUGUCGCUCGAGACUUCGUGGGAGGUGGUUGUGCUCGCGAAUUUUUGCCGAAAGCCGGCAACCGCGUGUGCGAUAGAUUUAAAACGAAAGUGACUAUCGAUAUUCGACUCACAUAUUUAACCUUACGAAGUGAAGUUUAAAAACAUGUGUGUUUAAAUGUUCUAGUGUAGUGGUUCGUGUUUAUUUAUAUCGGAUAUUUGUGUCUAAGGUAUGAAGAGAAUAAUUUCAUAGCUGUUUAUUACAUACUGAAGGUGUGAAAGGAAUCAUUUCAUAGCUGUUUAUUACACACUGAAGAUUAACCAUGUGGUCAGCGAAGAAGUGUUCUGACAACAACGCCAGCACUCCCUCAGCGGAGGAGGAGAUCAAGGUGGUGCUGGUGGGCGACACCCAGUGCGGGAAGACCUCACUCGUCCAGAGGUUCGUCUCUGACACCUUUAUUGAGGCCUACACACCGACAGGCUUCGAAAAAUAUGGCUGUACUUGCGCAGUCGCAGAUUACAGAGUUAAUUUCUCCGUAUGGGACACCUCUGGUACGGCAGCAUACGACACAGUAAGACCGCUCGCCUACCAAGACGCCAGAGUGUUCAUGCUCUGCUUCAACAUAGCCGAACCUGAGACCUUGCACAACGCUGCCGCUAAGUGGUACAGAGAAGUAAGAACUCACGGGGGCUCAGCUCCCGUGCUGCUUUGUGGCUGCAAGGCAGACCUGAGACAUGAGAAGGAGACGCUCACCAUGCUGUCCAAGCUUAGAACACAUCCAGUCACCAGCGAAGAGGCUUUAUCAGUAGCAAGACAGCUGGGAGCGAUGACCUACGUAGAGACUUCAGCCAGAGCUUCCACUAAGGGUGUCAAAGAUGCCUUCGAAGUAGCUGCCUUAGCAGCCCUUGGCAAACUAAACAAGCAGCAGAUGAAACAACAGAAGCAAGUUGGUCGCAGCAAAAGCAAGCGCGACUUGAAAGCUGAGCUCAAAGGACGCGCGAAGAGUUGCUGCGUCAUGUGAUCCGUGGCCGGCCACCCGUCCCGGUGGCCGCACGACUGCUAGGCGACCACCGCCCUUCUUCUUGAACCCAACUGUUCCACACAGGAACCUUACCGGGCCUAUGUAAGCGCCUUGCGGAACACCCGACGUAAAUGUUAACUGACGAGUUCCCCUGUAUAUGGGUGGUAACUAUAUACGACACACAUAUUUAGUGUCACUAUUUAUUAUGUUUAUGUGGAAUGACUAUGUGCAAAGUGAUCAAAUAAUUUUAAUCAUAAGUGUGAUUCGUUUACGAAAGCCUAAUAGAGAACUAUUACUAUUAAUGUACUGUUAAUUUAAAGAGAGCGGAACGAAGUUCUUUGGAUUUUUAGGUGAAGAUAUCAGUAAAAUAAGAAGGUGCAAUGUAAAUUUAGCCCUGAGAGGUGGAGCGUGAGCCUGUGAUAAAGUUAAAAAUAGAAAAUUCGCAAGAAAAUAUAGAAAAGUUUUAGAUUGAAUAAAAAAAACGACAACGCUCAAUUCGGCAUUUUCUUCAUUAACAGUUGUAACAUUAAUGUAUAGCAUCAUGUUAGUUAGGAACAAAUAUUGCGUGUUUUCAUAUACAUUGACAUAUUGACGUAAAUAUAUAAUAACUUGAUGUUUUUCUAUAACAUAGCAUUUUCAUAUGUAUAGAUUGUAAUGGAAGGUAAUGAAGCUCCGUUGUUUUCUGUAGGACCAAUGUUGCUCUUAUUUUUGAUGCAGUAAGUAGCUUGAUUGUUUUGGAGCUACGAGCGAAACAUUUCAUUUGUGAUAUAUAUUAUACGUAAAUAUAAAAAUAAAAUAAUAUGCACAAUGGUGGACAAUACUAAAUUACGGAGGUCCAUAUGCUAGUUAGUUUCACGUCCAAAUUUUGCUAUAGUUGUUAGAUUUUUGUACGUUUACAAUAUAAUGAAAAUAUUAAAUGUUGCUUGCCUGUAGUUCGUGAACCAUUUCGUAAAUUAGGAUCAUUAUUCAUACUGUCAUUGUGGAUAUUAAAUAUCGUUUGUUUACCUUUAUAUAAAACAUUAAUAAAGUAAACAUAAUAUUUUAUGAAGUGACAAAGUCCGAAUUUUAUUUUUCAAAAUUAAAAAACUAAGUAUUUGUAAAGAACGCUCUUGAUUUUGCCAAUGAAUGUUUUUCGGUUUUUUCUUCGGGAAAAUGGAUUCAAAAUUGUGUUCUAUGAAUAAGAAUGGUUGGCUUUUUGUGUUGAAAAUGUCAAAUAAUAAUAAAGGUCGGUAUUGAGUUGAGUAAUUAGGUUUACAAGUCACGUCGUCGAGCCCCAGUGGAGCCACGAUUGCUUUUCGCUCCCUAAUGUCAAGUAAAACUAAAAAUGAAAUUCAUAAAAUUAUUCAUAACACGACUUGUAUUGUAAUUGGUGAAUAAUUUAAAGGAUUUAUAGUAUUUUGCAAUUACGAAUAAGGAAGACAAUUUAACAAAAAAUAAUAUGGAACGAGUGUAAGUUUUUGGCAAAAUCAGGCGUUCUCGAGAAUAAGUACAUUUUAUAGUUAGGUAUCUAAAGAAUUCUUCAUAUAUUGAACAUAUUAAAAAUUAAAUGUUAUUUUGUUAACAUUAUUUUCGAUUGUUUAAAGUAUUGUAAGUCGAUAUCAAGCUUUAAAUUCAAUGUUAGCUUUAAUUAUCAUUAUAUUUAAAUAUUUAAAUUAAAUGUGUAGUUAUUAGUAUAAUUUUCAUUAAAAUCGAUAAUCGGACAUUUUUAUUUUAUCUUUUUUUUUGUUUAUGAACAAAAUGUGUACAUAUCACGUAAGUUUUCUAUCAAUAAGAACUCUGACGUCAUUUUAAAAAAAAAGAAAAUUUAAUUCGAACUAUGAAUUCAAUUUUUAACGAAACAAUCUUUGAUAAUAAGGCUUUUAAGACAUUGUAUUUUAGUACAGAUAAUUUAAUAAAAAAUAUUUUGAAUGAUUGCAGACUUAUUUACGACUACUUUAU
Molecule: messenger RNA, 2969 nt
Organism: Spodoptera litura
Lineage: Eukaryota; Metazoa; Arthropoda; Insecta; Lepidoptera; Noctuidae
Product: rho-related GTP-binding protein RhoE
Biological process (GO): small GTPase-mediated signal transduction
Molecular function (GO): GTP binding; GTPase activity
Source: RefSeq, a predicted model, not a curated record